Molecule: messenger RNA, 8698 nt
Organism: Hippocampus zosterae (dwarf seahorse)
Lineage: Eukaryota; Metazoa; Chordata; Actinopteri; Syngnathiformes; Syngnathidae
Gene: dido1
Product: death inducer-obliterator 1
Exons: 16
Coding region: 193-8247 (2684 amino acids)
Biological process (GO): DNA-templated transcription; apoptotic signaling pathway
Cellular component (GO): nucleus
Source: RefSeq, a predicted model, not a curated record
AUGUCCUGCAGACGGUGAGGUCAGCCAUCUGGCGCAGUCAGCUAGCUUCGGCAGGAUUUGGGAAAAUGGACGCACGACCGAAGAAUGAGCGAAGGCACAUCCGUAACUCUGCCGUGUAGGUGGGUAGAAGAUUGUGGCUUUUAUUCGACUUGCAUUUUUGAUUGGGUUUCAAAGUAGCCAUUGUCUCAACCCAUGGAGGAGAAUGUGAGCCCUGAGCUCUCUGUAGCUCAUGAGCCAGAAAAGAGCCAAGACCAUACGGAUAGCUGCUCUCAAGGUGAUGGAGAGGAGCGGCCCGGCGAGCAAAAGCCAACUUUCCCAACACAAAGUGAAAAGGUGGCAGAGGAGGCGAUAGAGAAAGCUUCCAAAGCCGACAGCGACUCAAAGAAAACGUGGGCAUUCCGUCGGUCCACCGUUGCUCAGCGAGAGAUGCCAGUGGAAGCUGCGCCCGACAACCCAGAGAGCCGCUAUCCCGUGCGCCGUAGUGGCAGACAGUCGAAGCGCACCGACAAGCUGGAGGAGUUCCUCUCCACUACGAAACGGGUGCUCAGAAAGAGUGCGCCCCCGACCCUGGAAAGUGGCGAUCCGCCGUCGCAAACGCCGACCGAUGUCGAAACCGCCUCCGAGGCCAGCUUUGAUGGGAACGCGGACGCAAAGACGGUGGAGGACAAGCCCGAGACGUCCGACAGGAGAACUCGAAGUAGCACGAGGGAGCAGACUCGAAGGGCAACUCAGCGCGGCAGGCGGCUACGGCAAACGGAAAGCGCCGCCGCCAAAGAUGACGGAAGCUCCGAGAAUGAGGACAGCGGAGACGGCGCCGAGCCGCAGGACAAAGGCGCCGAGAAAUCGGGCAAAGGCGCCGUUCUCUCGAAAGGAGAGGAGGAGGGACGCGCCGCGAAGGAACACCGGCAGCCGGAGUCACAGCCGGAGGAAAAGAAGCCAAACGUGAAAGCGGGAGCUCAGGAGGAGAACAGCAAUGACGAGGAGACCGCGCGAGACCCCGGGUUGUUGGUCAAGCGUGGCCCCAUCCGAACGUACAUUAAUAAAAAACGGGCGGCAAACGUGAACAGCGGGUCCGGCAAGGCCUCGACACCCGCGCAAGCCGUCGGCAAGACCGGCGAGCCUCGCGAUGAGGAGGACAGCGACGAAGAUGACGGCGCGUCCUCGUCUUCGUCAAGCAGCGAGUCUGAUGGAGGCUACGACCCCAACGCACUUUAUUGCAUCUGUCGGCAGAAACACAACAAAAGGUUCAUGAUCUGCUGCGACCGCUGCGAGGAGUGGUUCCAUGGAGAUUGUGUGGGCAUCACCGAGGCUCGUGGACGUCUGAUGGAGAGAAAUGGCGAGGAUUAUGUCUGCCCCAACUGUACGGCUAAAAAAAGCCAGGUGAUCAGGCCCGCCACCUCCAUGCUGUCUCUGAGCACGGACGCCGCCAAGGCCAAAACUGACGCCGGCGCUGAGCCUCCAUCAUCUGCCGGGGGCGCUAUUGCUGACUCGGGUCCCGCGGCAAGCUUAGCGGCGGCGACGGCGGCACAACUCCCCCCAACAUCCGCGAGCGCCGACGAGAAAGGAGCGGAGGACAUCGGGAUCAAAGGCAGGAUCGAGAAAGCCACAAAUCCCACGGGGAAAAAGAAGAUCAAAAUCUUUCAGCCGCCACUGUGUACUGGUUUGGAGCAGACGAUCCAGCAGGCUGCACCACCAAACGCGGGCCAGAAGGGGGCGCCCGCGACGGAAAAGCCAGCGUGCCCCACAGCAGAGAUGGAGCAGGAGAAGGUGGCUUCAAACGUGGAGGUGAAAACAACCGAGACCGAAGAGGCGGGAAAGUCGCCGGUGGACGCGUCGCUUCCCAAAUGCAUCGGUCCCGGCUGCGAGAGCAGCGCCCAGCCGGACUCGGUGUACUGCGGCAAUGACUGCAUUCUGCGCCACGCUGCCGCCACUAUGAAGUCGUUCACUGAAGUCAAAGAGCCUAAGAGCAAAGCUCAGAAAGCCACCUCUGCGUCAAAGAGGGGAGCUGCCAGCCGGACGAGGGCCCGGAGGGACAGCAGGGAGGACUCUGAGAGCGACGGCGGAGAUGACGACCGCGAUCCCGACGAGGACGAUGAAGACGCGCACGCCGUGGAACAGCCGCCGCCGCCUGCCACUGCGUCCUGGUGCAGCGACCAUAAUUACAUUGCAGUGCCACCAGAAAAGACUACACCCAUAUCAACCACAGUGUUAAACAAAAAGUCCCCUCCCAAAGAAGAGAAGCAGACAAAGAAACGGGCGCCGGCUCGUGUUAAACCUUCCCCUGACUCCAAGACCCCUACCAAGAGGAAGAAGAGCAUGACCACCAGGGCAUCCAAAGUGUCUCCAAAAGGCAAAAAGUCGUCCCCUCAGUCCAGCAGCUCGAAAGCAACCAAGAGGUCCGCCACUCCUCCGAGUAAAUCUGCAGCAAAGACCAAGAAACCGCGGACCACGACCACCCCGCCCCCGUCCCCGUCCCCUUAUCCUCCGGGCCCAAUCCAUGUCACGGGAGCGCUAAGGGUCACCAAGACCAACUUUACCAUUCCAAAGAAGCAGCCUCAGCAAAAAGACUCUCCGUCCCAUCAUCAGUCUUCCUCGUCUUCCAGAGUCCCGGCGUCUCCGGCGUCUUCGGCUGCCCCCGGUCACUCUUCCUCUCACAGGUCGCACCAUCCGGCAGCGUCCUCGGCAGCCUCGGCUUCCCCGGUAACGCCGCCCCCCAACCACCAGAUGAGACAGAACAUCCGUCGCUCUCUGACAGACAUCCUCUACAAGAGGGUGAGCGACAGCGAUGAUUUGAAAAUGACGGAGAGCGAAGUCGCGAGGCUGGCGGCCGUCAUCGAGAAAGAGAUGUUUAACCUCUGCCUCAGCACCGACAGCAAGUACAAAAACAAGUACCGGUUGCUCAUGUUCAACCUCAAGGACCCGAAAAACAAAGGCCUGUUCUACAGGGUCAUCGGCGGUGAGCUGAGCCCUUUCCGACUGGUCAGGCUGAGUGCCGAAGAGAUGAUUUCCAAGGAGAUAUCGGAGUGGAAGAAGCCCGAUCCACCGCAGGCUCAGUCCUCCGGUGCGAGGGCCCAUUCGGGUCAUUCCAAAAUUAGCAGUCGGCGCGACUCUCAUAGCGUGGAUGCGGAGGAUGCCCCGCCCCCAUCUGAUGCAGAUGUAUGUAUCCCUGCCACAGCGUCGGCAUCUUCUCGCAUGGCUUCUGCUGUAGACCAAGACGAGCCCAGCCUCACCGCUUCAGCUGCGCCGCAGCCUGCUGCUGUUGAGGGGAGCAGCAGUGUGCCCGAUAUUUUCAGUAGCAUGCUCAAAGACACCACGGCAGAACACAGGACUCAUCUGUUUGACCUCAACUGUAAAAUAUGCACAGGUCAGAAGACGGAAGAGGAGCUUGCAUCCAAAAAAACCAAACCCCCGAAGAAACCCGAGCAAGCCACCGCCGGCGCUGUCGGCCAACCACAAAUGGCCCCGGCAUACCAGCACCAGCAGCUCAUGCCUCCGCCGUACCAGUUUGCCACCGAGCCGGCUGUCCCGGAGUCACAGCCGCAACUUUACCAAGAGGACCCAAAGAACCUGGCCCCUCCCGUGCAGAUCCCGCAGGCCGUCGCCCCCACCGUUUCGUCCGUCAGCAUCACGCGCAGAGACCCACGCAUGGCCAGACAUGGCUCCAGCGUAACCGUCACGCACACUUCUCCUGAAAAACCCGCCAGUACCGUGGCGGAGGCGCUCCCACUUCCUCUCAUUGCUCCUUUGGAUGCCGGAGCCAAGGCCUUCCUUCCCAUGCCCCCUGCUCCUCCGCCCUCACUGAUUUUGACCAAACCGUCGAAAACAAGUACUUCUGAACCUCCUCCGGAGGGGGAGACUGCAAUCUUCCUCCAUGGUCAAGAGAGGGUUUGGAAAGGGUUCAUCAACAUGCAGUCUGUCGCCAAGUUUGUAACCAAGGCUUACCUGGUGUCAGGGUCUUUUGAGUACCUAAAAGAGGAUUUGCCCGACACCAUACACGUUGGAGGACGCAUCUCCCCGAACACAGUGUGGGACUACGUUGGCAAGUUGAAAACCUCAUUGUCCAAGGAGCUGUGUCUGAUCCGAUUCCAGCCGGCCACAGAGGAGGAGGAAGUGGCUUACGUGUCUCUCUUCUGUUACUUCAGCAGCAGGAAAAGAUUUGGUGUGGUAGCUAACAGCAACCGGCGGAUCAAAGACCUUUAUCUCAUCCCUUUGAGUUCAAAGGACCCGCUACCAUCCAAACUCUUGCCAUUUGAUGGACCAGGACUCGAGCCGGCCCGGCCCAACCUUCUACUGGGGCUCUUGAUCUGCCAGAAGGACAGAAAGCGCCCCGGUGUUGCGUUGGAAAGUGAUGAGAAACGAUCUAAGCUCCAACUUAAAGAAAUUGAUGACACUGGUCUCCCGAAGCCACCUCUCUCAGUCAAAGUGGAGCGCAGCACACGCCAAAGUUUGGAAAUUCCCUUCAGUGCCACUCCUCCGGGGUCACCUCCUGCCAGCUCCUCUGGGACACCAAAUGUUGCUGUGGCCACCCCAUCUGUCUUUUCCCUUUUGUCAUCUGUUAAAGCACCCGCCCCGCCCUCUGUCACGGGUGUGGAAUCUCCCUCCUCAUCCAGCUCUAUCCCUGCCCCUGCAGCAACUGCCACUCCUCUCCAGACCAUCCUCAACACUCUUUUUGGGAAGAAAAAGCACGACUCUGAAGCUUCCAACUCGCCAUCUGAUCAGGGUGCGGAAACUUCCAUCGCCCACUCCACAAUGCUCGAUCCAAUUGUGCAGCAGUUUGCGCAGAUUUCAAAAGACAAACAGGUCGAGGAGGAUGAAGACGACCGGCCGUACGACCCAGAGGAAGAGUAUGACCCGUGUAUGGGUUACGGUGUGCCUAACAAACCGGUUGAGGUAGUCAAUCAACCUGAAGUAGUACCAAGUGAAGGUGAUGACGUUGCGUAUGAUCCUGAAGAUGACUCGAUAUUUGAUGAAGUCAAAACUAAUGUAUCAGAUGAAACUGGAGCGUCUACCUGUGAGGCUAGAACAGAUUCGGAAAACAACCAGAAAGCAGAUCAGACGCAACAAAAAGAGGACGACGAAUGUCUGCCCUCCGCUGAGUCUUCACAGGCUGCGCCAACCCUCUUGGGCAGUAGUCAGUUAAUGCAGCUUGGCAAACAAGUGGAAGAGCUUGUGAAAGCCACGCCCACGAUCAACCAGAGGAGAGAUCCUCGACAGAGCCGUGAAGCACGCCAGGUGGCCGGUAGCGCAACAGAAACGGCAGGCGAACCGCUCGAUAAUGAAGAGUCGUCAUCCGACGGCUCUUCUCCGCCACAGCACUCAGUCCAAGAGCCACCGUUGCCUUCUGUCGCGAACCCUCCCGACCCCUCACAAGACCCAGAGAGGCCAUUGCCCAAGGAGGAAACGAAAUCGGAGACAACGCUGCCCUUUCUGGAGACAGGAAAGGAAGAGGUGUCAAUCCCUUUAUUGGGCGAGACUUUGGAACCUGAUCUGGACUAUGACUAUCUGCAAGAAAAAGAAGUGAACACGAGAGAAGUGCAAGCGGCUGAGAGGGUCCAGGCAGAAAUAGAGACGGACAAGUACAGUGUUUGGCCAAAUGCGGCAAGUAUUUUAAAAACCAGCGAGGAGUCAGAAUACGACCACAAUAGCCAAGACGCGGCAACUUGUAGCUCCUACAAUGAGUCAACGAUCACUUCCACGAUCCCAGUCCUCAGUGACACUCAUUCUCAUCAUUCGCGACAUCACAGGACAACGUCGGACUUUGACAACGAUUACAGACCGCCAGCUGACAUCCCCCCGCCAUCGAGUUUUCUACCACCUCAAUCAAGGCACGGACAGAAUCCCAUGAUGAGGCCUCCGCCGAUGUCAGUUCCGCCCCCGAUGCAAGGUAUUUCUUCAAUGUCCGCGCCGCAGUCGAUGCAAGGACCCCCACCAGCUAUCCAUGGUCCUCCCUCAGUACUCGGUCCUCCGAUUCAAGCGGAGAGCGCCCGUCCGUAUGGCCUGCCUCCAUCGCCGUUCCCCCCCUAUCAAAACCAGUGGACGCGCACCCAACUACCACCGCCGCCACCGCAGCAGCCACUCUCAAGACCGCCUCCUCAGAACCUCAUACCACCCAGAGUACCACCGCCGCUGUACCCCCCAAUUGGCCAGAGAGGUCCGCCACCCAAAAUGUUUGAUCCCAUUAUUCCCCCUCAGCACAGUGGACAACAAGGCCUGCCUCCGGGCUUUCCUCUACCGCCUACGUUUGAGGGACAGAAUCAGCUGCCUCCGCCGCGAUUUACCGGUCCACCUCCGCCAUUUAGUUUCCCUGGAAACAGAGGUCCUCCUCCAGCCUUCACAGCACCACCACCACCACCGGGACAUUUUGAUAACAGGCUUCCCCCCCUCUCCCACUUCUCAGGACCGAGGGGUCCUCUACCCUCUCAGUAUGGUGAGCAUACAAAUCAAACUCCGAUUCCGAUCCAACCCCAAAUGGUGGACCCCAGGGAGCAGUAUGGUAAAGAUAGUCACUCAUUCACACAUGUGGACCAACAUCAAAAUCAUCCCCCGAAUAUUUUCAAAGACGGCCCGGGGACACCGUACCGGGGUCCUCCGCCGAGCCACUAUGACGAACCAAGAGGCCCGCCUUCUAGUGUGGACAGAAGCGGGCCACACAUGAAUCCACAUGCCCAGUUUGGGGUGCCCAGGCCACACUCACCACCACACCGAGGAGCUUUGGAGGAGCACUUGGCUCUUCCGGAGAAUAGAAACAAAUUUGGGGUUCCCAUGCUACACUCACCGCCGCAUCGAGGAGCUUUGAAUGAGCACCUCGCUCUUCCUGCUCUACAGGAGACCAGAGCGCUCAGAGAUCAGACUCAGCCUUUUGGUGGUUCUGAGCGUUACCGCUUUGAUAGGUUUUCAGAUGAGGCAAGACCUGUCCGUCACGGCGGCCCGCUGCUACCGACCCCCACAGAGGCCCCUCUUGCCGCUCCAAGUCGCCUAGGAGGUCAAAGUCCAGAUCAAUGGCGAGAGGACUACUGGCGCCGACAUUCCCCCGAAGCCAUGAGGAGAACCGGCACCAACCGGGAAGGCUCGGAACCGCAAAGCACAGAGCUCUUCGCUCACUUUGACGUCGGACUCAGAGAACAGGGUUCUGGGUCUUCCCAGUCUUUAGAAGAGAGACUGAAGGAGCUCUCUGGCGAAGGCCGAAGAGACAGAGACCGGGACCUGACCCUCGCUGCGAGAUCGUUGUGGGAGCGGGGUCAGGGCAAGCGGUGGAGCAGAGACCGAGAAUGGGCCAGAAGCAGAGAGCGGGACAGAAGCCGAGAACGGGACAGAAGCCGAGAACGGGACAGAAGCAGAGAGCGGGACAGAAGCAGAGAGCGAGACGUCGACGGUGAAUCUAGCAGAGAACGGGAGCGCAGCAAAGGGAAAGAGGCUGAGAAACACAAGGAGGCAGAGGUGGAGCGACACAGGGAUGAAGACGCAGACAAGAGGAGAGACCGUGAGCGAGAGAGAGAAAAGGACAGAGCCAAGGACAGGGAGUCGGAGAGAAGGGAUUACGAUCGCGAAAGAGGAAGAACCCGUGAUAAAGAGCGAGAACGGGACCGUGAGCGAGACAAGAGACGUGACAGGUCCCGAAGCAGAGACCGUGACCGGGACCGUGACCGGGGGAAAGACCGAGGUAGAGACAGAGAAAGGGAAAAGGACAGUGACAGAGACAAGGAAAGGGAGAGGGACAGAGACAAAGAGGGGGAUCGGGAGAGAGACCGGGAGAGGGACAGAGACAAGGACAGAGAAAAAGAUCGGGACAAAGACCGAGACAGAGGCAGAGACAAAGACAGAGAUGGAGAGAAAGAGAGAGAGAAAGACCCAGAUAGAGAAAGAGACAAGGACAGGGACGGAGAGAAAGAUCGAGACAGAGAGAAAGACCGUGACCGAGAAAGAGAGAAAGAUCGAGGCCGAGAUAAAGACAGACCCCGUGACAGAGAGCGCGAGAGAGACCGAGAGCGGGAGAAGGACCGAGAGCGGGAGAAGGACAAAGACCGGGAGAAGGACCGAGAGCGGGAGAAAGACCGAGAGCGGGAGAAGGACCGAGGCCGGGAGAAGGACAAAGACAGAGACAGAGAUAAAGACCGCGAUAGAGACCGUGGCAGGGAUCGUCAGGAGACCAGCAGAAUCAGGGACAGGCGAGAAGAUAAAAAUAACAAACAUGAAAAGUCCAAGGAGAAAGAAAAGACUGCGGCCAAUGAGAAAGCCACGUCGUCCUAGUGUGGUUCGACUACACUGGUUUGCCGAGCGAUCGUUGAUAACCACUGAAAGUCCUUGUUGUGAAUGACAAUGAUAGUAUUUCAUUUCUAUCGGCUCUGGCGUUUGUAUCUUCUGUCCUGGCUUCAUACGGUUACGAAACGACGACCGAAGGACAUUUAAGUUACUGGUCUUUGGGUUGUCGGAUAGAGCUACCAAGUCCAACCCAGCCUAAGAAAGAAUUCUGCGUCGAAUCACAUAACAAAUGUAAAUAUGAUUGUUUGUGUGUACAUAAUGAUGUUUUUAAUACUUUUCUAAGUAGGCAAAAUAAAAGCCAUAUACUCUGGAUGGAUCAUCUGAAACUAAACUGCUUAGAACUGUGACAAUUGAACAGGAUGUGAAAAGGUUUCAUUUAUCCGCAGUACAGUACCUAAUCAAUUAUUUGUUUCACCUCAAUUAAACAUUUUGGAUCACA